Molecule: messenger RNA, 2251 nt
Organism: Hydractinia symbiolongicarpus
Lineage: Eukaryota; Metazoa; Cnidaria; Hydrozoa; Anthoathecata; Hydractiniidae
Exons: 2
Coding region: 1215-1967 (250 amino acids)
Source: RefSeq, a predicted model, not a curated record
ACAAUUGAGACUUUUUUUAAUGAAACAAACAACAAUCGAAUAUCUGUUAAAUAUUUGUUGUUGGUUUUCUCAGACUUGGGCGGUCAUAUUUCGAUUUGAAAUGUAAGACAUUGUAAUUAUUUUCUCCUCUUAGCCAAUCACAUGGAGAUAUUUUUUGUGAAAAUAAUGUAUUUUUAUGAAAAAAUCAUAAAUUUCUUAAAUUACAAAAUAGAGGAACUGUACAUAAAAUGACACGUGAAUAACAACUUUACGUGUUUUGACUCAAUAUUAUUUUAUAUGGGUUUAUCACGUUGGUUCCAUACUCUCUAUCCAAUUGUAGUUGAAACUGUUCGCUUUUAUAAUGAUUAUAACCGUCCCAUCAUAAAAAAUCCCACAUCUGCCAAUUGGAGUCUCUAAAUGAGAUGUUAAUUAUAUUAUUUGACAACUGUAAUAUGCGAAGCAUUUAGAGGAAGACAAGGUUAAUUGAAUUUCUUACACAAGCCAACCACAUGAGCUUAAUGUGAAUAAAAUUCGAUUAGCAUUAACCACGUUCGCACAAGGAAGUACACACCUUGAUAACAAAACACGCAGCCCAACACUAGAGUCAAGCUCUAUGAGAGCGUUUUGUCACCCUAACGUUACGGUUUAUCAGUCACGAGAUCAUUUCAUAAAAGCAGGUCAGGUUACACAUUUUCGUGAACAUCCAUAUAGAAAAAGAAUACAAUUUUAUAACAGAAAAUAUAUACUUUUUUGUUCGUUUGUUUGUUUUUGUUGGUAAAAUUUAUUUGACAAUGUUCUGUUUAUUUAUUUUUAAACCUCUCUAUUUACCAACUAACACAAGCCCUUCAAAAGCAUACGAAAACAUUCUAAUUUCUUUUUUUUUCUAAUGAAAAAGCUAACGUUCUCCGGCGAUUAGGGAAAGCUUUAUUUUCAAAGUUGAAAUGCCUUAACUGGCAGAUAAUAUAGAUAGCCACAACUGAUGUCAUUUCCCCAAUAUAGAUGGAUUUCUUAAAUUGCUUAGAUCAAUUAUGAAAUGAAUCCUUCACAUCCGUUCGUUAUUAUUUAAAUCUAUUUAAGUGGGAUGUGCUGUUUCUCUGUGUGUCCCAAAAUUAUAAUCUAAUAGAUGCAUAUUAAAAUUUCCUUAUCAUUAUUUCUCGUUGCUAUGUAAUUAACCUUGGUAGUAUGGCUAUAAAAAGGAUGCAAACAGAUUCAAAAGCAGUAGGAACGGCGAAACAAUGAUGAAUACUAUUUUAAUCUAUCUAGCUACUAUCGUGGUAGCAACAGAAGCUUAUUACACUUGCUUUCAACUAAAGACAUGGACAUCUGCUAAGUCUGGUAUCCAUACUAUCAAACUGCCGUCAGGUGCUUACAAGGCUUACUGCGAAAUGUCCCUAAACGGGGGUGGGUACACCUUCAUAUCGUGGGAAAUGUUUAAUAAAUUAAGACAAGCUGAUUUCAAGUAUUUGUUUCGAAUCAACCGAGACGUUCUGUUGCGACUUUCGAAACCAGAUGGUACUCAGCCUUACACAGUCAUUCGGCAGUACAAAAAUACCGGUGGAUUAUCGUUAGAUAUCAACAAGUUUACCCCUGGCAAUAAGCCUGUGAAUGCUCACCUAGGAAGGUAUCUUUACUUAAAUGUCCUCCGUUCAGGCAUCGCUGACAAACAAACGACCGGAUUCAUCUCUAACAACAAAUUUAUCCGAUAUCGAAAUUGUCAUUACAACACACGUGGUUAUUUUGCCUUCUUCUUCAAUCAGAAUGAAAGGCGCCCUUCCACUUAUCAUAAAAAUAACUUAAUAUACGAACGACAAGGCGUAGCAGUGAAUUGGAGAGCAAGUGCGAAAAGACCAUAUUCUGCGCGCAGAAUGCCGUUCAAUUAUUUCUUCUUUGCUGAACUUCACUUCGGAGGGUGUGGUACGUACACUUCAAGCGAUCGAUGGAUGACAUCAAGAUAUCCCGCUCAUGGAGUAGCAAUUGGAGUACGUUAACCAAGCCAUUAAACAUCAUUAUCAUCACUAUGGAUAUUCUGUUGUUGUUACCAUUAUUUAAAACAUAUCUCCAUGUCAAUGUACUUUAGCUGCAAUAGGUAAUUAUAAUGAUUUCCUUAUGCAAAACAGAGACUCUUUUCUUAAAGGUACCAAUAUGUAAAUUAUUUCCCAAUAAUAAUAAUAAUGAUUUUAGCCACACUUUGCUUUCCUAACUCGUGCGGACAUUUUACCCUAUGUCGUCCAGGACUUAUCGAACAUGAGUGGGCCGGAAGGCCCCGCCCUUU